AUGGCUGGGAAAAGAUCAGAGAGUUGCGUGUAUUGCGGCUGUAACGGAACUUGCUUUCUGCGCACGAUCAUCCCCGCUCCCAGACUCGGUAUCAGCUUUCUUGAUUCUACCAACUCGUCUCGGCCGAGGGGCUCUGUGCACUGUUACGCAUGCGUAAGGCGGCUGUCUUUCCGCGGCGGUGGAGGAGGGAGAUUGGUUGUGGCAAAGAAGGGGGACUCUUCUUACUUGGGUCACCAAAACAAGGCUGUCGGGCUGGUCUGCCCGCCAAUGGGUUUCGACGUUGAGGACAUGGCGCAUGUGUAUGUGGUGGCUGCUAGUAUUCUUCGCUCUCUUGACAGCCGGGCCUUGAUGCAUCUGAUGGGCGCUGUUGGGGGAAGGGAGGUCUACGGUCAGUUUCGACUGGUGCUCUCAAGUCGGCACACCGACGGUCAGAUCUGUACGCACUGCCCUGUCCGUCUCCAGUGUGGUGCCGAUACGUACGCGGACGCCACGGAAGAACGCUACGGAAGAGUUAGGCUCUUCGGGAACAAAAACAAAGGCCCGCUGCAUAGCCCAGAGCUCGUAUACCGAAGAUGGGAAACAUGA
Messenger RNA from Gaeumannomyces tritici R3-111a-1, 585 nucleotides. RefSeq lists its product as hypothetical. NCBI's taxonomy places the organism in Eukaryota, Fungi, Ascomycota, Sordariomycetes, Magnaporthales, Magnaporthaceae. The record is from RefSeq and is a predicted model, not a curated record. The coding region runs from base 1 to 585 and encodes 194 amino acids. The transcript has 2 exons.